This is a messenger RNA of Oryzias melastigma (Indian medaka), 5402 nucleotides long. RefSeq names its product solute carrier family 12 member 7. Lineage: Eukaryota; Metazoa; Chordata; Actinopteri; Beloniformes; Adrianichthyidae. Gene Ontology annotation, cellular component: membrane. Gene Ontology annotation, molecular function: potassium:chloride symporter activity. The record is from RefSeq and is a predicted model, not a curated record. The transcript has 26 exons. Gene Ontology annotation, biological process: chemical synaptic transmission; chloride transmembrane transport; potassium ion homeostasis. The coding region runs from base 136 to 3624 and encodes 1162 amino acids.
GCGGGGGGCGGGCUCUCCUCUACUGUAAUCAAUCUGUUGAUCGGAGCGUGCGCGUGUCUCUUUUGCUGCCAAGUGGCACGAGCGGCCGUGUUUGCCCGCCAACUUGAGUUUGGCUGAAGACAAUAACCGCUACGAAUGGGCGACAGGUUCCUGGUGGUCCCCGUUGAAUGCGCGGGUUCGGUUCCCGGGCAAGUGGGGCACUCGGGUACUGUCGCUGUCCCGGCACCGGACCCCGGCGGCAGCGGCAGCCCCGGAAUAUGGGACCGAAACGAGGCUUUGGAGGACUCGGUGUUCGAACCUGCGGACGCCGACGCUGUGGUGCACAUUCUGGAGUACAACCGAGAGCCCAACAAGUACGGUGAUGGCGUCCCAAAGGAAAACAGCCCCUUCAUCAACAGCACAGACCACGACAAGAACAACAGCUACGAUGGCACCAACAUGGCCCUUUUCGAGGAAGAGAUGGACAGCAAUCCCAUGGUGGCAUCACUUCUUAAUAAACUUGCAAACUACACCAACCUCUCCCAGGGAGCCCAGGAGCACGAGGAGGCUGAUGAAGAUGAAGGGCCAAAGAAGAAAGCUGUUAAGAGCCCUCAGAUGGGGACCUUCAUGGGUGUCUACCUGCCUUGCCUCCAGAACAUUCUGGGGGUGAUCCUGUUUCUGCGCCUUACCUGGAUUGUCGGCACCGCUGGGAUCUUGGAGUCUCUGGCUAUUGUGGGCUUGUGCUGCUCAUGUACAAUGCUGACAGCCAUAUCCAUGAGUGCAAUCGCUACAAACGGCGUCGUUCCAGCUGGAGGCUCGUACUACAUGAUUUCCAGGUCUCUGGGUCCAGAGUUCGGAGGCGCUGUAGGUCUCUGCUUCUUCCUGGGCACAACGUUUGCUGGUUCCAUGUACAUCCUAGGUACCAUCGAGAUCCUGCUGACUUACAUCGUGCCUGCAGCAGCUAUCUUCAAGGCGGAGAAAAAGGAGGACGAGGCAGGCGCUCUGCUGAACAACAUGCGCGUCUACGGCACCUGCUGCCUCACUCUGAUGGCGGUGGUCGUCUUUGUCGGGGUCAAAUAUGUCAAUAAGUUGGCCCUGGUCUUUCUGGCUUGUGUCAUUCUCUCCAUCCUCGCCAUCUACGCCGGAGUCAUUAAAACAAUCUUUGAGCCACCAGAUUUUCCCGUUUGCAUGCUGGGAAACCGCACUCUGAAGAACCAUGAUUUUGACAAGUGUCUAAAGACCGACAUCAGUGAUAACCUGACGGUCACCACGGCGCUGUGGAAGCUGUUCUGUGACGGCCCGGAGCUCAACGCCACCUGCAACGAGUAUUUUAGCAACAACAAUGUGACGCUGGUGCAGGGCAUCCCCGGACUGACCAGUGGGGUCAUCUCAGAAAACAUGUGGUCUGUGUACGGCCCUAAAGACAUGCUGGUUGAAAACAGGAGGGUCUCGUCUGUUGGGGCCAGCGAUCCCAGCCAGGACAUCUACAUGCCUUACGUUGUCAACGACAUUACCACUUUCUUCACGCUGCUCGUUGGUAUCUACUUCCCCUCCGUCACUGGAAUCAUGGCUGGUUCUAACCGCUCUGGCGACUUGAGGGACGCACAGAGGUCCAUCCCCAUCGGGACCAUUCUGGCUAUCACCACCACCUCCAUUAUCUACAUCACCUGUGUGAUCCUGUUUGGCGCCUGCAUUGAAGGAGUGCUGCUUCGAGACAAGUUUGGCGACUCGGUGAAGGGGAACCUCGUCAUAGGCACGCUUUCCUGGCCCUCCCCCUGGGUUAUUGUGAUCGGUUCUUUCUUUUCCUGCUGCGGGGCGGGUCUGCAGAGUCUGACUGGUGCCCCCCGCCUGCUGCAAGCUAUUGCCCGAGAUGGCAUCGUGCCUUUCUUACAGGUGUUUGGUCACGGGAAAGCUAACGGAGAGCCCACCUGGGCUCUGCUGCUGACCGCCGCCAUCUGUGAGAUCGGCAUCCUCAUCGCCUCGCUGGACUCAGUCGCUCCCAUCCUGUCCAUGUUUUUUCUCAUGUGCUACCUCUUCGUUAACCUGGCCUGUGCGGUCCAGACGCUGCUAAGAACGCCCAACUGGAGGCCCCGCUUUAAGUACUACCACUGGGCUCUGUCUUUCCUGGGAAUGAGCUUGUGUCUUGCUCUCAUGUUCAUCUCCUCCUGGUAUUAUGCCAUCGUUGCCAUGGUGAUCGCUGGUUGCAUCUACAAAUACAUAGAAUACAGAGGGGCGGAGAAGGAGUGGGGUGACGGGAUCCGGGGUCUCUCUCUGAACGCAGCUCGCUACGCCCUCAUUCGGCUGGAGGAGGCUCCUCCUCACACCAAGAACUGGAGACCUCAGCUGCUGGUGCUCCUGAACCUGGACUCGGAUCAAGCGGUCAAACACCCCCGCCUGCUGUCCCUCACCACGCAGCUGAAGGCGGGGAAAGGCCUCACCAUCGUGGGAUACGUUUUAGAGGGAACGUACCUCACUAAAGACACGGAGGCCAAGAAGGCCGAGCAGAACAUCAAGUCCUCCAUGUCCGCCGAGCGAACCAAAGGUUUCUGCCACGUGGUGAUUUCCUCCAACCUCAGAGAUGGCGUCUCCCACCUCAUCCAGUCUGCAGGUCUGGGGGGCAUGAAGCACAACACGGUCCUGAUGGCCUGGCCCGGAACCUGGAAGCAGUCCAACGACCCGCAGUCCUGGAGGAACUUCAUAGAGACCAUACGAGAGACCACGGCGGCCCAUCAGGCUCUUCUCGUAGCCAAGAACGUGGACAGUUUCCCCACGAACCAGGAGCGGCUGGGGGAGGGCACCAUCGACGUGUGGUGGGUGGUUCAUGACGGGGGGAUGUUGAUGCUGCUGCCCUUCCUGCUGCGGCAGCAUAAGGUUUGGAGGAAGUGCAAAAUGCGCAUCUUCACGGUAGCACAGAUGGACGACAACAGCAUCCAGAUGAAGAAAGAUCUGCAGAUGUUCCUCUAUCACCUGCGGCUGAACGCUGAGGUGGAAGUUGUGGAAAUGCACGAUAACGACAUCUCAGCCUUCACCUAUGAGAAGACGCUGGUGAUGGAGCAGAGGUCUCAGAUGCUGAAGCAGAUGCAUCUCUCCAGGACGGAGAGAGAAAGAGAGAUUCAGAGUAUCACUGACGAGUCGCGUAGCUCCAUACGGAGGAAGAACCAGGACGCCACCGAGGGCUCCAGCCUCAGCCGGCAGUCCUCCACGGCAGAGGACACACAGGAGGACGAGGCUCAGCUCAUCCACGACAGGAACACGGCGUCCCACGCCGCGGUGAACGACAAGGCCGAGGCGGGGCCCGAGCGCGUGCACAUGACCUGGACCAAAGACAAGCUCUUCACUGAGCGAAACCGCAACCGCGAGUGCAACGCCAACGUGGCCGUGCGCGACCUCUUCAACAUGAAGCCAGAGUGGGAGAGUCUGAACCAGUCGAAUGUCCGCCGCAUGCACACAGCGGUGAAGCUCAACGAGGUGGUUGUCAACAAAUCCCAGGGGGCUCAUCUGGUCCUGCUCAACAUGCCCGGCCCCCCGAAGAACAGGGGAGGAGACGAGAACUACAUGGAGUUCCUGGAGGUCCUCCUGGAAGGCCUGAACCGCGUCCUGCUGGUGCGAGGGGGCGGCCGAGAGGUCAUCACCAUCUACUCCUAAAACCGAGGAGAAACUCGUGCCCCGCACUGCACACAGGCAUGUUGCCAUGGAAACUAUUCACUGGGCAUUCCACAGGCCCAAAAUGUUUUAUUCUUUUUUUUUCCUGCGCCGGAGAGGGAGCGAUGGUUGGGAAGGUGGGACCUCUCGUGUGUGGCGGACGGCGUGGAGAAACAUCCGGGUGUCUAUGCCGGGCCAUAGAACCCUGCACAGGGAACAUAGAGCAUAGAGACACUUUAUUUCUUUCUGUCUUUGAACCCCUUCUGUCCUGUUCCGUUGUCGUGUGUUGCUGUGGUUGCCGCCGUCUGUCUGAGCAGCGCCGACCUGGACGUGGGUUGUGGGCGGGGUCUCUGUGGUUCUCGUUUGGCUCCAUUUCAUCAGGUCGUCUGUGAGCUGAACCUUUGGAAGGAGGUUUUCCGUGAAUGAAGCUGGUUUAGAGGCUGCUCCACGACGGAAAGGGGCGGGCUCACAGUCUGAGACGGCCCACGUUUCCAAAAAAAGAAGGACAAAAGCCAUAAAGGAGCUUCUGUGUGUUCAUGGGGUCAGGGCGAGUGUUCAGGAACAAAUCCAUAUAAAUGUUCCUUUUUAUGAUUUUAAUCUUGUAGCUGUUUAACAGCUGGAGGGUUUGCACAUAACAAAUCUGCCCUCUGAAUCGUUGGCAUUUAACCACAUGUAACAGAGAAAUCCUGCAAUAACACGAGUGAAUCGUUCCCACACUGCUGUGGUCACUGUCCUGCACUUAACCGAUCGUCCAUUCGGCUAACCAAACCACUUCCAGCGCAAAUUCUAGAAGACUUUUUAUGCCUGAGUGUUGAUUUAUGAUAUUUAACUUAAAAAUGUUGGACUUUUGAGUCCCAGACUACAAUCGUAGGAGGAAAAGUGCCAAAGUUACUCUAAAAGAAACUGUGGAAGUAUCGUUUAGCAGCUCAGCAGAUCUUUUUACCUAAAUAUCUAGGGUUUUAAAUCAAACCGAAAUUGUAAAAAAAUUACACAAUCUGAAGGGCGUUUGAGCCCGUGUCCUGCAAAGAGAGUGACCCCCCCCUCCACAGUUUCUUUUUCUCCUUUAGCCGUGCAGUAUUCUGUAAAGCAAAUCGCUGUGUUUUUUUUUUUUCUGCGCUGGAAAAGUUGAGGCGUCGUUUGUGAAAACUGUGUAUGUUCUGUUCACUUCUUCAUGUGACUGUAGUUCUCUCUGUAGUGUUUGUUGCUUCGUUUUUGAUCUUCUGUUACUUUACGUGUUUUUGUUUCACAAGAGGAAGAGGCCGGAGUUACUUUGUGAAGAUUACUGGUUUAAGACUGAAAGAGAUGGGGAAAAAAACAAAAAAGUGAAAUGAACGGAUGAAUUCUGUUGCUACAUGAAGCCGAUUGUUACUGUUUAGUUUACCUUUUUAGCAACCAAAGAGAAAACAGCAGAAAACCCAGAUUGUUGAACUUUGAGAAAGCUGUAUAGAUAAGUUAUUAAAGAUGGAUGUUUGUUGUUUUUAAGUCUGGUUUCUCCAUUUGACAAACACAAAAAAAAUGAUUGAGGCUUUGAGGUGGCUGGAGAAGAGGAGGAGCUUCAACCACACGUUUUAAAGGAAUGAUGAAGACGUGGACCAUUGGAGGAGUUGUCGGAGGACCAUCGGAGAGUGGUGUGUUUGUGUGUGUGUGGGCUUUUUGUGGAGUAGCUGUGUUUGUGUGUCUGCUGCCAUCUGGCUCCAACAGGAAGCUGCUCACACUGAGAAGGUAGCCCGCUUAACGGCUUCUGUGCCUCGCCGAAUAAACAUUAAAAACAUUUAAAGAAA